AUGCCGUCCCCUCUGUCCCCGCAGGAGUGCGUCAAGGAGAAGCUGAGCCUCAUCCAUGGCUUCCUCCAAGCCGACGUCCAGAAUCAGUUGAGCGAGCUGGAAGCCAAACUCCGCUGUGAGGAGCUGUCGGAGGAGAGGUACCUGGCCAAGGUGAAAGCUCUGCUGCACCAAGAGCUCUCGGCGGAGAAUGGAGAUGCAGCGCCGCUGGUGCAGGCGUCCAACGGGUGCUCCAAAAAUGGUGCCUAUGGGAGCGACGAGGACUCGGAGAGAGCAGGACCCGAUGGGGAAGAAGACAGCGCCAUGGAGAUGGAAGAAGCAGCCGCCUCUUCAUCCUCCUCUUCGUCGGUCCCCAUGCCGCGGGCUCGCAAGGCCAGGAGGAGCCGAUCCAACGGGGAAAGCAAAAAGUCUCCCGCCAGUUCCCGGGCUACUCGGAGCUCCGGCCGGCAGCCGACCAUCCUGAGCAUGUUCUCCAAAGGGUCCAACAAACGGAAAUCGGAGGAGGUGAACGGGGAAGUGAAGCAGGAGGUGAUGAGCGUGGAGAAAGAGGAAGAGGAGCUGGAGGAGAAGGAACAAGAUGAGAAAAGGAUUAAAAUCGAAACCAAAGAAGGGUCAGAGAUAAAAGAUGAAAUUACUCAGGUUAAAACUACACCACCUGCUAAAACCACCCCUCCCAAGUGCGUCGACUGCAGGCAGUACCUUGAUGAUCCUGACCUCAAAUUCUUCCAAGGGGAUCCCGAUGACGCCCUGGAGGAGCCAGAAAUGCUGACGGAUGAGCGCUUGUCCAUCUUCGACGCUAACGAAGAUGGCUUUGAGAGCUACGAGGACCUGCCGCAGCACAAAGUCACCUCUUUUAGUGUCUACGACAAGCGAGGUCACUUGUGCCCCUUUGACACCGGCCUGAUCGAGAGGAACAUCGAGCUGUACUUCAGCGGUGCUGUGAAGCCCAUCUACGACGAUAACCCUUGUCUGGACGGUGGGGUGAGAGCCAAGAAGUUGGGACCCAUAAAUGCCUGGUGGAUCACGGGGUUCGACGGAGGGGAGAAGGCUUUGAUCGGCUUCACCACAGCCUUCGCGGAUUACAUCCUGAUGGAGCCCAGCGAGGAGUACGCUCCCAUCUUCGCCCUCAUGCAAGAGAAGAUCUACAUGAGCAAAAUCGUUGUGGAGUUCCUGCAGAACAACCGCGACGUCAGCUACGAGGAUCUGCUCAACAAAAUCGAGACCACCGUACCUCCCGCGGGGCUGAACUUCAACCGCUUCACAGAAGACUCGCUCCUGCGGCAUGCCCAGUUCGUGGUGGAGCAGGUGGAAAGCUAUGACGAAGCCGGGGACAGCGACGAACCCCCCGUCCUCAUCACACCCUGUAUGAGGGACUUGAUCAAGUUGGCUGGAGUCACCUUGGGGAAGAGGCGAGCCGUCAGGCGGCAAGCCAUCCGGCACCCUACCAAAAUAGACAAGGACAAGGGUCCCACCAAAGCCACCACCACCAAGCUGGUGUACCUCAUCUUCGACACCUUCUUCUCGGAGCAGAUCGAGAAGGACGAGAGGGAAGACGACAAGGAGAACGCCAUGAAGCGCCGACGCUGCGGCGUUUGCGAGGUCUGCCAGCAGCCCGAGUGUGGGAAGUGCAAGGCUUGCCAGAACAUGGUGAAGUUUGGGGGCAGCGGACGGAGCAAGCAGGCUUGUUUGCAGAGGAGGUGUCCCAACCUGGCUGUGCGGGAAGCUGAUGAGGACGAGGAGGUGGAUGACAACAUCCCCGAGAUGCCAUCGCCCAAGAAGAUGCUGCAGGGUAGGAAGAAGAAGCAGAACAAGAGUCGUAUCUCCUGGGUGGGAGAGCCCAUCAAGAGCGAUGGGAAGAAGGACUACUACCAGAGGGUCUGCAUUGACUCGGAGACCCUGGAGGUGGGAGACUGUGUCUCCGUCAGCCCCGACGAUCCCACCAAGCCCCUCUACCUCGCCAGGGUGACAGCAAUGUGGGAGGACAGCAGCGGCCAGAUGUUCCACGCACACUGGUUCUGCCCCGGCUCAGACACCGUCCUGGGGGCCACCUCUGACCCCCUGGAGCUCUUCUUGGUGGAUGAAUGCGAGGACAUGCAGCUCUCCUACAUCCACGGCAAAGUCAAAGUGAUCUACAAGGCACCUUCGGAGAACUGGUCCAUGGAGGGCGGGCUGGACAUGGAGAUCAAGAUGGUGGAAGACGACGGGAGAACUUACUUUUACCAGAUGUGGUACGACCAGGAGUAUGCUCGGUUCGAAUCCCCACCGAAAACUCAGCCCACGGAAGACAAUAAAUACAAGUUCUGCAUGAGCUGCACGCGCCUGGACGAGGUGAGGCACAAGGAGAUACCCAAAGUGGCUGAGCCCCUGGAGGAAGGGGAUGGGAAGAUGUUCUACGCCAUGGCUACCAAGAACGGAGUGCAGUACAGGGUGGGAGAUGGCGUCUACCUCUUGCCAGAAGCCUUUUCCUUCAGCAUGAAACCCGCCAGCCCAGCCAAGCGCCCCAAAAAGGAGGCGGUGGAUGAGGAGCUGCACCCGGAGCACUACCGCAAAUACUCGGAGUACAUCAAGGGCAGCAACCUGGAUGCCCCCGACCCUUACCGCGUGGGCCGCAUCAAAGAGAUCUUCUGCAACAUCCGCAGCAACGGCAAACCCAAUGAGGCUGACAUCAAGCUGCGCAUCUACAAGUUCUACAGACCUGAAAACACGCACAAGUCCAUGAAAGCCAGCUACCACGCAGACAUCAACCUCCUGUACUGGAGCGACGAGGAGACAACAGUCGACUUCCGUGCCGUGCAGGGCCGUUGCACGGUGGUGUAUGGGGAGGAUCUGACGGAGAGCAUCCAGGACUACUCCGCCGGUGGGCUCGACCGCUUCUACUUCUUGGAGGCUUACAACGCAAAAACCAAGAGCUUUGAAGAUCCUCCCAACCAUGCUCGGAGCUCGGGCAAUAAAGGGAAGGGGAAGGGGAAAGGGAAAGGCAAAGGCAAAGGGAAGUCGUCGGUGAGCUGCGAGCAGAGCGAGCAGGAGCCGGCUGAGCUGAAGCUCCCCAAGCUGCGGACCCUGGAUGUCUUCUCUGGCUGCGGAGGGCUGUCAGAGGGCUUCCACCAGGCAGGCGUGUCGGAGACGCUCUGGGCCAUCGAGAUGUGGGAACCGGCCGCCCAGGAUUUCCGGCUGAACAAUCCCGGCACAACCGUCUUCACGGAGGAUUGCAACGUCCGGCUGAAGCUGGUCAUGUCCGGCGAGAAGACCAACUCGCUGGGGCAGAAGCUGCCGCAGAAGGGGGAUGUGGAGAUGCUGUGCGGUGGUCCCCCGUGUCAAGGCUUCAGCGGCAUGAACCGCUUCAACUCCCGCACCUACUCCAAGUUCAAGAACUCCCUGGUGGUCUCCUUCCUCAGCUACUGCGACUACUACAGACCGCGGUUCUUCCUUCUGGAGAAUGUCAGGAAUUUUGUGUCCUUCAAGCGUUCCAUGGUGCUGAAGCUCACCCUGCGCUGCCUUGUCCGCAUGGGUUACCAGUGCACCUUCGGGGUGCUACAGGCUGGCCAGUACGGUGUGGCCCAGACGCGGCGGAGAGCCAUCGUCCUUGCCGCAGCUCCCGGCGAGAAGCUGCCCGUCGGGGGGGACGACAAGAAGUGCGUUAGCAAUAUCACCCGGACAUAUUCCGGCCCCUUCCGCACCAUCACUGUGCGGGACACCAUGUCCGACCUGCCGGAGAUCAGGAAUGGUGCCUCUGCCCUGGAAAUCUCCUACAACGGGGAGCCCCAGUCCUGGUUCCAGCGGCAGAUCCGGGGCUCCCAGUACCAGCCCAUCCUCAGGGACCAUAUCUGCAAGGACAUGAGCGCCCUGGUCGCAGCGCGGAUGAGACACAUCCCUUUGGCCCCGGGUUCAGAUUGGCGCGACCUGCCCAACAUCGAGGUGCGACUGUCGGACGGCACGACCACGCGCAAGUUGCGGUACACGCACCACGAGAAGAAAAACGGCCGCAGCAGCUCUGGGGCGCUGCGGGGGGUCUGCUCCUGUGCCGAAGGCAAGCCCUGCGACCCUGCAGACCGGCAAUUCAACACCCUCAUCCCUUGGUGCCUGCCCCAUACUGGCAACCGGCACAACCACUGGGCUGGGCUCUACGGCCGCCUGGAGUGGGAUGGCUUCUUCAGCACCACCGUCACUAACCCUGAGCCCAUGGGCAAGCAGGGUCGGGUGCUGCACCCGGAGCAGCACCGGGUGGUGAGUGUGAGGGAGUGUGCCCGCUCCCAGGGCUUCCCCGAUACGUAUCGCCUCUUCGGGAACAUCCUCGACAAGCACAGACAGGUCGGUAACGCAGUGCCUCCUCCUCUAGCCAAAGCCAUCGGGCUGGAGAUCAAGUCGUGCAUGGUGGCGAAGUUGAGGGAAGACACAGCGGACCUCAGCGCCCUGGAGAAGAUGGAGACCACGGAGAAGAUGGAGACCGUGGAGAAGAUGGAGACCAUGGAAACUGCCGACUGA
Molecule: messenger RNA, 4479 nt
Organism: Charadrius vociferus (killdeer)
Lineage: Eukaryota; Metazoa; Chordata; Aves; Charadriiformes; Charadriidae
Gene: DNMT1
Product: DNA (cytosine-5-)-methyltransferase 1
Exons: 33
Coding region: 1-4479 (1492 amino acids)
Cellular component (GO): nucleus
Molecular function (GO): zinc ion binding; chromatin binding; DNA binding
Source: RefSeq, a predicted model, not a curated record